Phragmites australis (common reed) is the source of this 1205-nucleotide messenger RNA. Its product is annotated as L-ascorbate peroxidase 1, cytosolic. Gene Ontology annotation, molecular function: heme binding; peroxidase activity. The coding region runs from base 145 to 897 and encodes 250 amino acids. The transcript is spliced from 9 exons. NCBI's taxonomy places the organism in Eukaryota, Viridiplantae, Streptophyta, Magnoliopsida, Poales, Poaceae. Gene Ontology annotation, biological process: response to reactive oxygen species; hydrogen peroxide catabolic process; cellular response to oxidative stress. The record is from RefSeq and is a predicted model, not a curated record.
CACUGCUCCACUUCUCUCGGUUCUCACCAUAUAAACCCCCAAGGAGCGUUCCAUUUGCCCCAUAAGCUUUUUGCGAUCUUCCCCACCGCCGCAUCGCAUUCUCCGAUUCGAAGCUCUCACAGGCUCACAGCUCGCGUCGCAGCCAUGGCGAAGAACUACCCGACCGUGGGCGCCGAGUACCAGGAGGCCGUCGAGAAGGCCAGGCGCAAGCUCCGUGCCCUCAUCGCCGAGAAGAGCUGCGCCCCGCUCAUGCUCCGCCUCGCGUGGCACUCGGCGGGGACGUUUGACGUGUCGUCGAAAACCGGGGGGCCCUUCGGGACGAUGAAGAACCUGGCGGAGCAGGCGCACGGCGCUAACGCGGGGCUGGACAUCGCGGUGCGGAUGCUCGAGCCAGUCAAAGAGGAGUUCCCCAUCCUCUCCUACGCCGAUCUCUACCAGCUUGCGGGAGUUGUGGCCGUGGAGGUCACCGGUGGGCCUGAGAUCCCUUUCCACCCAGGGAGGGAGGACAAGCCUCAGCCCCCACCUGAGGGCCGCCUUCCUGAUGCUACCAAGGGUUCUGACCACCUGAGGCAAGUCUUCGGUAAGCAGAUGGGCUUGAGUGAUCAGGACAUUGUUGCCCUCUCUGGUGGUCACACCUUGGGACGGUGCCACAAGGAGCGGUCUGGUUUUGAGGGCCCCUGGACUAGAAACCCUUUGGUCUUUGACAAUUCUUACUUCACGGAGCUUCUGAGUGGUGACAAGGAAGGCCUCCUUCAGCUCCCAAGUGACAAAACCCUGCUGAGCGACCCUGUCUUCCGCCCUCUCGUGGAGAAAUAUGCUGCGGAUGAGAAGGCUUUCUUUGAUGACUACAAGGAGGCCCACCUCAAGCUCUCCGAACUGGGGUUCGCUGAUGCGUAAAAGGCUGUGUUCUAGAAUAACUACGCUCUGCUGCUAGUAUGCGACCGUGCAAUCUUGUUUUGCAUCUAGAGCCAGUGUGAACCAGCAGACUACCAAGUGUCUUCUCUAAUAAAUUUGUCGGCCUGAGGCCAUCCUUCAGUACUUCAACGAUGGUUCAAUGGGCUGUAUGGCUAUGAAACUACUAGAUCUGUCUUAAGAAAUGCAGUACGUUCCCAUGGUACUUUAUGCAUAAACCGUGCCUGUAUGUUAUCCGGCUGUUGUUCUGCCCUGUUCUUGGAUCUGUUCUAACGUGGUUAUGGUUCACAGCU